Molecule: messenger RNA, 923 nt
Organism: Onthophagus taurus
Lineage: Eukaryota; Metazoa; Arthropoda; Insecta; Coleoptera; Scarabaeidae
Gene: Sod2
Product: superoxide dismutase 2
Biological process (GO): superoxide metabolic process
Cellular component (GO): mitochondrion
Molecular function (GO): manganese ion binding; superoxide dismutase activity
Source: RefSeq, a predicted model, not a curated record
UAUCGUUAACCUCGAAAAAAAAGUCACCUAAAUAAACAAUGAUGGUACCUCGAUGUAAACGAAACCUUCGUUUUGGAUUUUUUGACCUUAUUUUGCCGAUUCCCGUUAAUCAGUCAAAUACCUCAACAAAACCACACAGAAAUCGGGCCGUAUAUAAGAAGUACAAACAGGUUUUGCUAGUUCAUUCUCGAUUAGUUACUGAAUAAAGACGUUUUAACACAAGAAAAAUGUAUCUCUUAUUGGUGGUUAUUUUGAUCCAUUCAGGGUAUUCCCAGAAGAAUUUUAUAUCCCCCGUUUACGAGUUGGGAUCUUACAUUCCCCCGGUUCCAUCAAGUGGCGAAAUAGAAGGAGCUAAACCAUCAUUUAUCCCUCAAAUUGAAGUUGAUACUCGUAUCGAUGAAGAAAACGAGAAACCCCUGGUCCCUCCUUCAUUCGUUUUGGGGUCAAACACCCCGAUUUCAAGUAUUCAACCUUGGAAACCAAGUCAAAUAAUUCCACCGAGUCGCCCAGGGUCAAGUUCGAGCGUUAAUAAGCCAUUAGGAGCUGGUUCUACCUCACCAGAGAUUAACAACAAUAACUCGAUUGACAAAGAAACGCUUAAUAUCGAAUAUAAACCAUCAAGACCUUCGUUUCAUCCAAACCCGGGGAAUAAUAUCGCUCAAAUAAUUCCGAGUGGUGGCUCGAAACCUUCUAAGGUUGAUAUAAAUGAUCGGAUUCAAGAUGAAAAUGAUUAUGCUAAUUAUGCGGAUAAAUAUCCUUAUUAUGUUGUGGGGUCGCAAAAACCCACUCAAAAGCCGAUUGUUUUGGAUUAUAAACCAACGAGACCAUUUUACGCAGGAUCCCCAAAGAAUUAAUAACCUAUUUAUAUUAUUUUAAUUAUUAUUGCGUUUAUAUUAUUUUAAUAAAGUGAAUAAGAAUUUAGA